AUGGCAGAUGACGUAUUACUUGCACCGUAUGAAUAUAUGCUGAAGUUACCUGGAAAGCAGUUAAGAAGCCAAUUAGCAAAAGCAUUUAAUUUUUGGCUGCAAGUCGACAUGGAAGUGCUGAAUUCCAUCAUGACUGUGGUCGAAAUGCUCCACAAUGCAUCACUUAUGAUUGAUGAUAUCGAAGAUAACUCGCUUCUACGGCGUGGUUUACCGGUAACACAUAGCAUUUAUGGGAUUCCGCGUACAAUCAACACGGCAAACUAUGUAUAUUUCGUAGCACUUUCUAGGUGCAUGUUGUUGGGCAAAUUUGAAGCUGUGAAGAUUUUUACUGAACAAUUAUUGGAAUUGCAUCGUGGACAAGGAAAAGAAUUGUAUUGGCGGGAUAUAGUUCAAUGUCCAACUGUGGAGGAGUACGAACAAAUGGUGAUACAAAAAACGGGUGGUUUGUUUGCUUUGACAGUACAGCUGAUGGAAUUAUUUGGGAAGAAGCAAUACGACUUUAAAUCGCUGAUAAGAAAUUUGGCCGUUUAUUUUCAGAUCAGAGAUGACUACAUCAAUCUUUGUUCCCAUUCAUAUGCAGAACUGAAGACAUUUGCUGAAGAUCUCACGGAAGGAAAGUUCUCUUUCCCCAUUAUAGUUGCUAUUGGCAAAAAAUACAACGACGACGAAAUUAUUAGUAUAUUACGUCAAAGGCCUAAAGAAGUGGAAGUUAAGAAGCACUGCAUACGAAUUAUAGAGGAACGAGGAGCGUUCGGAUAUACCUUGAAACGUUUACAAGAAUUACACGACAUGCUGGUCUCGCAUAUCGACAUGCUAGGUGGGAAUAGAGAAUUACAAGACUUAAUCGAGAUGUUGCAUAAAGAUAUCCAACCGAUGUGUAAUCUUGGUAGUAUGAAAAUGAGCAAUGGCAAAUAA
Cercopithifilaria johnstoni is the source of this 915-nucleotide messenger RNA. The record is from the annotation of a GenBank genome assembly. Lineage: Eukaryota; Metazoa; Nematoda; Chromadorea; Rhabditida; Onchocercidae.